AUGAUUAUAAAAAUAUACAAGGUCGAUGCCUUUACCGAUCAAUUGUUUGGUGGCAAUCCGGCGGCCGUAUGCCCAUUAGAUGAAUGGUUGCCUGAUUCAUUGAUGCAAAAGAUCGCCGCUGAAAAUAAUCUUUCUGAAACGGCUUUCUUUGUGCCUAAUUCCAGCAAUGAUGGAUAUGAACUUCGUUGGUUUUCACCCGAACUGGAAGUAAAUCUAUGUGGUCAUGCGACAUUAGCGACAGCGCAUAUUAUUUUUACUGAAAUGACUCCUAGAAAAGAGGAAAUCAAAUUUCAGACCAAAAAAGCUGGUGAACUUAUAGUUACUCGCCAAAAGGAGGAUGCUUUAUAUGUUCUCGAUUUUCCAGCUCGUCCUGGACACAAAGCCGAUUUGCCUGAUAGAUUGUUGUCAGCAUUACACAGUGAAAUAGCUCCCAUUGAUGUUUAUAAAGCGAGAGAUUAUUUGCUCGUUUAUGAAAACGAGGCCGACAUCAAACAAUUGUCACCAGAUUUUAUGGCAUUAAGCAAAAUUGAUGAUGUUUUUGCCGUGAUUGUUACAGCUCCUGGUGAUGAAGUCGAUUUUGUUUCGCGAUUCUUUGCUCCAAGCGCUGGUGUUCCUGAAGAUCCUGUUUGUGGUUCGGCACAUUGUACUCUAACUCCUUAUUGGGCAGAACGAUUGGUACAAACGUAA
Molecule: messenger RNA, 687 nt
Organism: Rotaria sp. Silwood1
Lineage: Eukaryota; Metazoa; Rotifera; Eurotatoria; Philodinida; Philodinidae
Source: the annotation of a GenBank genome assembly